Exophiala dermatitidis NIH/UT8656 is the source of this 5521-nucleotide messenger RNA. Its product is annotated as Ca2+-transporting ATPase. The transcript has 4 exons. Gene Ontology annotation, cellular component: intracellular membrane-bounded organelle; membrane. Lineage: Eukaryota; Fungi; Ascomycota; Eurotiomycetes; Chaetothyriales; Herpotrichiellaceae. Gene Ontology annotation, biological process: intracellular calcium ion homeostasis; calcium ion transmembrane transport. Gene Ontology annotation, molecular function: ATP binding; ATP hydrolysis activity; P-type calcium transporter activity. Bases 670 to 4983 code for a protein of 1437 amino acids. The record is from RefSeq and is a predicted model, not a curated record.
AUUCCAACAAUUCGUCCUCGUCUGGGCUCACCACCAUCUCAACUGCCAUCACCAUCUGCCAGUGUAUGCUCAUGCAGCACACUAUGUUGAUACCUUAGCCGUUCCCUGAACCAAACAAUGGCACUGCAGUUUGCCUCGUUCCCUUUGUACAUUCUCUUUUCUUCUUCCAUCGGACGGGUCAACUGCUAAAGCGGUUGUUGAUGCUCCUUCUCCUAUACCUAAACAACCUUGUUACGCAACUCCGUUGUUGAUCCGCCGGCCGUACGAGUACAUGGCAUCUCCGAUAGACCCUUCCACAUUCAGACCGUGGUCUUUUCGAGGGCCACCGUCCUCUAUCGUCACUGUAUAACUGCAGUGACUGUCAGCGAAGUCAACAGCACCAACGUUAGGGUUCAAUAUUGGAAUCGUUCUGGGUCUUCGGGGGCUUAGACAUUGCGUUUACUUUGGCCACUAUUCUUUGUAUUUCUCGGCUUCACGACGUACGGUCUCAUAAUACAAGCAUUUCGUUCUCCUCAUCGUUGGGCGUUUCCUGCCGGUAUCACUUUGCCACUUCUUUGCGGACUCUGCUACAUUGUUCUGAACGGUUGACGGAAUUCUAAAACAGCGACUAAAAAGAGCCGGAGUUCUUGUUGUAAUACAUACAUUCGAGCGUUUACACUCAGUUUAACCAUGUCCUCAUCAUCACCUCCUGAAGGACAAGAGUCCGAGCCGCCGCCGCUCAACCCAACCCGCGCCCGGGCACGAGCGCCAACAAUCAGCAUUGACGAUUCUGCCGUUCAACAACCCUCCGAUCAACCACCGAGCGCGGCUUCCGAUAAACCAGGACCCCUGCCUCGUAUACAGACCUCUGGUCUGGAUGACGGCCCGUCGCCGUCAACUCCGCUCUCCCUUUCGCCGACAGAUAUGCGCACAUCAUCUGACAUACGCGAGUCACGUCCAACCUCUCCGCACAAUGUUUCAUCUCCAAGAACGCAAUUUCUCGACGGGGCAUCUCCCCAGACUUUUCUGUCCGUCCCCGGGUCGAGGGCAAGGGCUCCAUCUGUGGAGUCGGAAUUGUUAUCCCCCAUGUCCGAAUUUGGUGGAGAUACGCAGAUAGCGUCGAGUACUUCAGGUUUGGACGACGAGAUGAGCAAAGCCUCGUUCAGUAACAAUGACGACGUGAUCAACGACGCAGAUGCUUUGAGACCUGAUCCCGGGACUGAGGCCGAUUUCCAGGUUGAGGACAACAAGUUUGCCUUUACGCCUGGGCAACUGAACAAGAUGAUCAAUCCCAAGAAUCUGGCUGCCUUUCAUGCUCUAGGUGGAUUGGCUGGUCUGGAGAAAGGUUUGCGGACCAAUCGUUAUAGUGGCCUCAAUGUCGACGAAGCUGGUUUGGAAGGGACGGUAUCUUUCGAGGAGGCCGUGAAAGCGGGUGCAGAAUCCGAGGAAAAGUAUGGUGCUGUUAAGAGAAGCAACACCGUCCCGGCCAUGACUGCUCCCGCCAAAAUUUCCGAAACUUCAUUCGCCGACCGCAAGCGCAUUUUUAAGGACAAUCGACUCCCCGAAAAGAAGGCAAAGACUUUCUGGCAAUUAGCGUGGAUCGCCUACAACGACAAGGUCCUGAUUCUUCUCUCCGUCGCAGCUGUUAUCUCGCUCGCAUUGGGCAUCUACCAAACAGUGAGGCCAGCUCCAUCCGAGGAACAUGAGGCUCGCGUUGAAUGGGUCGAAGGUGUGGCGAUUAUCGUAGCCAUUCUUGUCGUAACCUUCGUUGGCGCCCUCAAUGAUUACCAGAAAGAACGCCAGUUCAUCAAGUUGAAUAAGAAAAAAGAGGAGCGGGCGGUCAAGGUUAUCCGGUCGGGCAAGUCACAGGAGAUAUCUGUUUACGAUGUUUUGGUUGGAGACGUCAUGCACCUGGAGCCAGGGGAUCUCAUCCCCGUGGAUGGGAUUUUCAUCGAGGGCCACAAUCUCAAGUGUGACGAGUCGUCAGCGACCGGCGAGUCCGACCUCAUUCGCAAGACACCAGCCGACGAGGUCUAUCAUGCCAUCGAAAACCACCAGAGCCUGAAGAAAAUGGAUCCAUUCAUUCUCUCGGGCGGCAAGGUCACCGAAGGUGUCGGUACUUUCCUCGUCACUUCCGUGGGAGUCAAUUCCAGCUACGGCAAGACGCUGAUGUCGCUACAAGAUGAAGGCCAGACGACGCCUUUACAAUCCAAGUUGAACGUGUUGGCCGAACAAAUUGCCAAACUGGGCUUGGCCGCAGGUCUGCUGCUUUUCGUGGUGGUCUUCAUCAAGUUCCUCGCACAGCUCAAGCAUAUUGACGGCGGAGCUCAAGCCAAAGGUCAACGCUUCCUUCAGAUCUUCAUCGUAGCCGUGACCGUUAUUGUCGUCGCCGUGCCUGAAGGGUUGCCACUAGCUGUCACCCUUGCCCUCGCCUUUGCAACCACCCGUAUGCUCAAAGACAAUAACCUGGUACGACUGUUGAGAGCUUGCGAGACCAUGGGCAACGCCACGACUAUUUGCUCCGACAAGACGGGUACUUUGACGCAAAACAAAAUGAGUGUGGUCGCAGGAACGCUUUCAACUGCCUCUAGAUUUGGUGACAAACAGGUGCCGAUCAACUCUACCGCCGCAAAGGACGAGAAGUUGGAGGGGCCCACUGAUGUUUCCAGUGGCAUCUCUUCCGCCGAGUUUAUGGCUACUCUAUCUCCUGAGACCAAAGAAUUGCUCAAAGACUCGGUGAUCCAGAAUUCGACGGCUUUCGAAAGUGAGGAAAAUGGGAAGAGAGUCUUCAUUGGGUCAAAGACCGAGACUGCUCUCCUUUCGUUUAUCACCGAUCACAUGGCUAUCGGGCCCCUCAGCGAAGAAAGAGCGAAUGCCGAAGUGGUACAGAUGGUGCCCUUUGACUCCGGGCGCAAAUGUAUGGCUGUUGUCAUCAAGCUUCCUAACGGCAAAUACCGUAUGAUGGUCAAAGGCGCGUCGGAGAUUCUCAUUGCGAAGUGCACGAGGAUUAUCAGCGAUCCGACUAAGGGGAUAAGCGACUCGCCAAUGUCUGCCGAACAGGUAGAGACGCUGAACGGGAUUGUCAGUAAUUAUGCCUCUCGAUCAUUACGCACCAUUGCCCUGUUGUACCGUGACUUCAGCGAGUGGCCUCCCAGAGGUGCUGCUUCAGCGGAAGACAAGAAACAGGCCGAUUUUGACAAGGUCUUUAAGGAUAUGGUCUUCCUCGGCGUGGUAGGUAUUCAAGAUCCUCUCCGUCCGGGAGUCGCGAAUGCCGUCCGCGAUUGUCAAAUGGCCGGCGUUUUUGUGCGCAUGGUGACUGGUGACAACAUCAUGACCGCGAAGGCUAUUGCCACCGAUUGCGGCAUCUUUACGCCAGGUGGAAUUGCCAUGGAAGGGCCGGUCUUCAGAAAGCUGAGCACCAAGCAGCUGAACCAAGUCAUUCCUCGUCUGCAAGUUCUGGCUAGAUCAAGUCCGGAAGACAAGAAGCUCCUUGUCGGGCAUCUCAAAAAGCUUGGGGAAACCGUCGCUGUGACGGGUGAUGGUACCAAUGAUGCGCCAGCUCUAAAGACUGCGGACGUGGGUUUCUCUAUGGGCAUUGCCGGAACAGAAGUUGCAAAAGAAGCAUCCGCAAUCAUUCUUAUGGAUGACAAUUUUGCUUCGAUUGUCAAGGCUAUUGCCUGGGGCCGGACGGUAAACGAUGCGGUCAAGAAAUUCCUUCAGUUCCAAAUCACUGUCAACAUCACGGCUGUCGUCCUCACAUUCAUCUCGGCCGUUGCCAGCGACGAAGAUAGCUCCGUGCUCACCGCCGUGCAGCUUCUAUGGGUCAACUUGAUCAUGGAUACAUUCGCAGCACUGGCCUUGGCUACUGAUCCUCCCUCGCACUCGAUUCUGAAACGUCGACCGGAACACAAGUCGGCUCCACUGAUCACCAUCAACAUGUGGAAGAUGAUCAUUGGACAGUCGAUUUAUCAGCUUGUUGUGACCCUGAUUCUGAACUUUGCCGGAGCACGUAUCCUUUCCUACGGUACUCAGCACGAGAGAGAUCGACUGCAAAGCACCAUCUUCAACACGUUUGUGUGGAUGCAGAUCUUCAAUCAAUACAACUCGCGUCGGCUGGACAACCACUUCAACAUCUUUGAGGGGGUGCUCCGAAACUACUGGUUCAUGGGUAUCCAGCUCAUCAUCGUUGGAGGGCAAUGUUUGAUCAUGUUUGUGGGUGGUCAAGCAUUCUCCAUCAAGAAGAUCAACGGCGCGCAAUGGGGUUACUCGAUAGUGCUGGGCGCCCUUUCGAUGCCUGUGGCGGUUAUUAUCCGGUUGAUUCCCGAUGAACUCUUCGCGAGACUGAUCCCGGCCAUGCCUCAUUGGAAGAAGAACAACCCCAAGUUUGUUGUGGAGGAUGAGGAGGACAGGAUCCGGCACUGGAACCCGGCCUUGGAAGAAAUCCGAGAAGAGUUGACUUUUCUCAAGAAGAUCCGUGGCGGCCGUAUGUCCGAGUUGGCAUACAAGUUGCAACAUCCCCGCGACACCUUUUUGCCGCGGUCUCGGAGUCCCUCCCGUUCUCGGUCGAAUAGUGAAUUGCCUCAGACGCCAGAACUGGAGCAGGCGGUGGCCGACCCUGCCUCUGGGUCGCCUGCCACUCCAGAGCGAGCUCGACGGCGGGCAAGAUCGAGUUCCUCUGUUUUCGGUCCUGCAGCUGCAAUGGCCGGUAUCAUUGCGGGCAGUGUUGCCGGUGGAUGGUCGCCAGUCGAAAAGCGGCCCGAGGAGCAGGAGACGGUGCACUUUCAGCGGGCUCGUUCCCAUUCUGGCGUGGAGGGAACACCGGGGAUGGAAAUACACCCAGCCACGCCGGCCGAAGAUCCUGUCUUUGCGCAAACCAUUCCCCGGACUGGUAUCCCUCCAAGUCAAAAUCCCGAGUUGGCUCCCCGUUUUGAACAUGGGCCUCCUCCUAGUCCUUUAGGCCGGUCAAGAGGCUCCCAUUCUCGACAAUCAUCGUCUGCGGUAUGAUGGCAAGGGUUUGAUAUUAUUAAUUCGGUCUGACCAAGUGGAAAGCUUCAGGAUUGAGGCGUUUCUGUGCGGCGCAAUCUACAGUAAUCAGUCCGACCGUGAUAUCUGUGCUGAAAUCUGUUGGGGGAUUACCCCCUACCCUCGACCGACAACCCAAGUCGGAAUUGAGAUGGAGCCGUGUCUAUCAUGGCGUCGCUUGGAGUGGUCGGAAUUGCCGAUGACACUCACGGGAGGCCGAUGCAGGGAGCAACAAUCGUGUCGGAGCAGGCUUGGUGAAAGGAGGAAUCCUUCACCAGUCAAGUUUUACUAUAGCACUUGCUGUACAAACACUUUGCAGCGCUAUGCUCUAGUGGUGAUUUACAGGCCGUACAGAGCUAGAGUACGAGGUACUAGUAUGCUGCCCUGUAGGGCGGUUUGUAUGGCAUGUAGCGGCCUCGGCAACCCUUGUCCUAGCGAUAUUAUCAUCAUUCCUAUUAUCGCUAUCCACCACGUAAGGGUGUUGUUUUGAGCAGUAACAAAAACUCUGCCCAAAUUGUGC